CUGCCCAAGACCGGCCCAGCCAACGGCCUCCUCUCGGCUCGGUGGAGGCUAAGUUGGCAAUCAGCACGAAGAGACCGGCACAAUGCGAAUCGGCCCCCGGGUCCGAGGCCGCAACGGCACACGGUGGCGCCAAGAAGGUGCAGUAUUCGAUCGAAUCCAUCAAGAACACCAACAAGGGUAGCGGUGCCUCGCGCUCACCGAACCACGUCGAGGCGUGCCCGGGACUGCCUCUCCGACUGCAAGUCAAUAGAAGCGACGACGAAGAGGUCGACAAGAGCGAGGAGUUGUCGGACAUCAUCAACUUCUUGAUCGAGACCGACCCCAGGAGGAGUCGGGAGAGCUGCGGAGUUCUCGACGUAUCUUCCGACGACACCGAGCGAUCUUCUCUCCCCUGCCCUUUACCGCCGAACGUCAAGACAGACGCGGAAGCCGCCAGUUCAACUCCGCGCUCAACAGAGCGUGCUGAAACUUCGCCGCUCAGCAUCGUUCUACCGGCACCCGACAUUUACGGCUUCAAUUAUCAGCCCGACUACGCCUUCCGCAGAGUCGCGAGCACCCCUAGUCAAGUAAAAGCAACGUCUGCGGAUGCCAAGGGCGAAUUUGAAGUCUCGUUGCGCCUGGUGGGUACAACGCAGGACGCCGAGAUGAGCGAAACUCGCGGCUCCGAAGGAACUGGCGACAUCCCGGUGAACGGGAGCGACCCGCACAGUUUUGAGGCCGCCGAUAAGUGUCAAGUGCCAAGCGCCGCCGAGCGGAAAUUCGUGAAAAACAGCCGCAGCGUCACCUCCCGUAAACAACGAUGUCACCGAAAGAGCGAUAUCGCGAACAAAGGGUGCGCCUUAAGUGACGGCUUAAUAGUAAAGUCCGAUGGUGAUAUCUCCCAAGAAGACGCGUCCGAUAGCCGUCCUGUUGCCGACUCGGCUGUCGUCCGUGGUGGGCCAGUGGAGAGUGCGAAUUGUGAUGACGGGUGCGCCGCCGAUAACGGCACGGCUGCUCUAGACUCGCCCGCUUAUCCGGAUGCAAGGCCACCUUGUGCGGAGGAAGAUAGCCCCGCCGGCCGCAACGGCAGUCGUAACGACGGCGACGCAGACCGUGGCAGCUGCGCUCCGAAAGAGCGGGAACUGCGUACUCCGGCCAAACCGGCUGUUUCGCCAGCUCCGAAUGCGUCUUCCGAGUCGGGUGCGAGUGAACCGCGUCAAGCCGAGCUCGAAGACGUCAAGAAAGGAUCACUGGCAUCGCCCUCGGCAAAGGCCUGUGACGACGUUGACAUCGACGUGGUUUCAGCGCCGCAGGAGUGCUCUGAGCUAACGUUGCCAGAUGACCACAAGAAAGCAUGUGACAGUGACGCUGAGUCUGACAGUACGGAAGCGCUGCAGUGGUCUCCGGGCCGGGCCUCGCGUUCAAAUAGCGCGGAGUACACGCGAGAGGGGUGCGGUGCGACUGUGGACGCCGCCGGACGAGAUCUGUUCGGCAGCGUGCUCCGCGAUGACCACUCGACGCAACCGGAGGAGCUGUCAAGAGACACGUCGCGGGAGUUCCGACCACGGUUCCUCCUCGAACAGGGUCGCAAACUCCCAGGUCCGGAGUCAACGCCCUACUUCCAAGCGUUACAAGAAGCGCGAGACGGUGCCCACAUAAGCGGAUGCUCACCAGGAGUCAGUGGGCGCUCCUGCUACCGAAGGAGCAGCAGCAGGACGGUGCCGCCACGACCAUCCGGACAACGGGCUACUCGUGCUGCGGGACGGUGCCGAGUCGCUUCCGACGCAAAGCGUCGGCGGCGGUCCGUCGAUCUCGCGUCAGACAUGGACAGUUCAACACGGAAUCGUCCGCAGACGUCCCCAGCUUGGCGUGUGGUGCUUCUCAGGACGGACCUGUCGCUGCCUGCCGACGAGGCGGCAUCGUCCGGUGCCGCUGACGAACUUCGAGCGAACCCCGGUGGAAGUGAUGCCGUGAAAUGUGAUGAGUCUGGUGCCCGUGGUCGUAGUCAUUCGCAAGGACGACGAAAGCAGCAGUCGCCUCAGUACGGCUUCGUUGGUGAACGUGCUUGUGCUGGUGGUGGUGAUCACGACGAGAACGACGAUGACGGCGAGUCGCAACUGGUGAUCUGUGAUACGGACGAUUCGUGCCCCGACGCGCCGCCGUUGGCGCGUCAAGUGCGCGAGGCGACAGUGCUGCAGACAAGAUCCGGCGCCCCUGGUGAGGGCGUCCAUCCGGCGACCACGUCCCCUUCCGGAGCUACUAAUCGAAAAACGGCAUCUUCAUCGUCUGGCCACCAUGUGCCGGGGUCGUCGUCAUCGUCGCUGUACCCGUGGCCGGCAUCGCUGUCCACGCCGCCUUCCGGAACCGAGUCUCCGGACGUUGUCGUGGUCAAGGAGGAGCCCAACGACCUGUCUGUCUCUGGCCGGACGGCAAACCUCCCACAGCAGCAGCAUCACCAGUCGGGCUUGGAACCGCUCGAUUUAUCGGUGAAAGAGCAAUCGUUUCGAGCGAAAGCGGACAUUCCUGUGGGCAAGGUGCAACCGCAAAUGGCCACUACUAGUCAGUCUGCGUCACAGGAGGCGACGGCCAACUCUCCAUUAACUACUCAUCAUCGGCUCGACACGUCGCGCCGCCACACGCUGAGGAAGACACCCGCUCCAAGGAACGCGAAAGGCGCGGAGCCCACGGCUCCGACAGCAAUUCCAGCAACGGAUCCCAAGGCGGCGCGGGUACCUCAAGCACCUCGAGCCGCCCUCGGACUCUAUUCUGCAGCGUCUGCUGCUGACCCUAGUCGAAAACCAAAGGAAAGCGAUUCUAGCGCGCCUCCUCCCGUCCAGGUCAUUCUGAGUCACGCAAUGCCCGCGGCUCGCGCCGAACCGACCAAAGACUGCCAAACGAGACGCGACGCGGACAUCGUCAAUGAAGCCAAGUCUCUCCUGAACGCACGCCUCACGCAGCAGCAACAACUACAGCAGCAGCAUCAACAGCAACAACAGUCACCAUUGGGCAAGACGUCUAACAUGGCUUCCGUGCCGCCCAUGAGCUUUCCGGAAAAACUCGGCAUGAGUACGCUCGAGUCGAAGAUAGUGGAGCUCAAAAAGCAGAUCCACCAUCUCACCAUCUUGGCCACGUACAAGGAGAAAGAGCUUGCGUGCAUCAGCAGCUUGCGGACAGCCAAAGAAGAUGCCCUAAAGCAACUCGAGAGCAAGUAUCCGGGAAUAUGCUCCGUCAUCAGUGCUUUCGGUACCGAGUCCGGCUCUGGCGAAUCCAGUGAUAGCCCGGGUUUCACGGACGUGCCGAGCAUCGUGGCGCAGGCUGCCACCGCUACCGCGGAUCUGACAUCGAGGGGUGUCAGCUUGCCGACCGAGACCGAUUCGCAUCUUCUUAAGAAGCCGGCCGUGCAGUCGCAGCAGCAGACGCAGCAUUCCCCUGCUUUGCCCAUCCCUCUCCUCGCCGGUACCCCGGCGCCUCAUCGCCUACGGGCAAACUCAGCCUCCGAGCGCGACUCUCCCGGCCGAGGUCUCAUGCCGUAUGACAGAAACGGUGCCGCAUCAGGUGGCCUCUUCGGCGUCUACGGCGCGCUCCUCAGUCUCACCUCGUGGCGGCGACAAAGACCGCCGAGGCCUGUGCCAUCAGCGGUACCUUCCAAAUCAGCCUUCAGCGUCCCGUCGGCAUCAUCAUCGUCGUCGUCGUCCUCUUCCUCAUCCUCCUCAACUGCUGCGCUGCCGCUGCGGCUGCUGCCUCGAGUCAGAGGGCCCCAGGCUGUGUCCCAAAGGGCCAAUGCCUUCUGCGACUCCGAAUGCCGCUGUUCCGGUUGCUCAACGCCCACAUCACGGGGACUUAGCAGCAUGGUUUCCCCAUCCGCCGCCGCUGCUGCAGCCGCUGUGUCGAGCUGGUGGAACGCUCCGAAUGUUCCCUCACCAAGUCGCACAGCAGCGCCGCCGGAAGCAUAUCAUCUCUGUCAAGGUCCGACACGUUGGUGGCCUAGCCAGCGAUAUGUCAAGAACCGCUCACACCGGCGUCUCGCCGAAGCGGCAGCGGCGUCGAGGCCAGAGGACACCAGGGACGUGGCUGCCGAAUUGGCCGACAAACAGGAGGAAUUUAAUUUAGCCCUCGGGUCUGGCGGAUCGCUCGCCGGCGUCAACGCAGCUGCUGCGGCGGCGGCUGCCGCGGCUGCUGGCGCGUACCCAUUGGGCCGUGCCGGUCUAUCUGCUGCCGCCAGCAUGUACAACCAGGCCAUGGCGUACAGCUUGUACCAGCAGCUUCGGCACAAGGAGGCCGCGCUAGCGCAGGCCGAGGCGUCCGCGCUCCUUGAGAAGAUGAAGCAGCAGAACAUGCCUAGUCAGCAGCAGCAGCAGCAGCAGCAGCAGCAGCAGCAACAACAACAGCAACAGCAGCAGCAGCUAUACCAGAAAGCGCUGCUCGAGCAAGCCACCAAAAACAGGCCCACUGCCUGGGAGCACAUCAGUCACCUACUGCAGAAGGAGAGUCCGGCAACCUGCAGGCUUUCUUCUUUGGCUGACAGUAUCUCUUUUGUUCAUUCUGUCGUGCAGGCCAACAUGCAGGCAGGCCUGCCCACCGAGCUGCUCUCGCUUCAACCAAAGCUUUCGGCGCCCGAGAUGUCCUGGCUCCAAGCGGGGCUGGUCUGCGUCAACUGCGGGGACCCGCGAGUCAAGUUUGUCUGCAGCUGCUGCAGGACGCAGACCUUCUGCAGCGAGCAGUGUCAGGCGAAGCUCUGGAGCAAGUUGAAGACACAACCUUCUUCGAAGAAUUGAAGGGUUCACCAGAAGAAAGGGCUUUCGUUCAGCUUAAUUAUCACUGUUUUGUUGUUUUGUCCUUUUUUUCUCUCUUUCAUUCUCUUGUGACUCGGGGAAGUUUUUUUUUUUUCUCGGCAACGCGUGUCGCUCAUCUUUCUUUCAUAUUUUUUGAUGGACGAGCUCAUUUUGUACGAUACCACAUUUCUGGCACCUGUCUAUAGGUGGGCUCAUUGUUUUCUCUCUCUUUCUCCUUUUUCUCCAAAUUUCCUAAUAAAGUUAAGUUUUCGCAGCAUGGGCUGCUGUA
This is a messenger RNA of Rhipicephalus sanguineus (brown dog tick), 5040 nucleotides long. Its product is annotated as serine-rich adhesin for platelets-like. The record is from RefSeq and is a predicted model, not a curated record. Lineage: Eukaryota; Metazoa; Arthropoda; Arachnida; Ixodida; Ixodidae.